AUGUCUUCGGCAACAAGCCGCUGUAGGUCUCAGCAGAGCAUUCUCUCCCUUGACAAAAGCGAGGAACCUUUCGCUGUUCAAAUCGCCCAAGCGUGCGGCAUCCUUGAGAUUGACCUUGAUGGGCACUGGAAAGCCUUUCAGAAUUCAGUUGAUGGGCGAGUGCUGCAGCAACACACCACCUCUGACCCACGAGCGGAAUGGGCACUAAGAUGGCUGCUCAAGAAACUGCAAUACUCGGACUUAUCUCCAGGCAGUCCGCACCUACAGCCCAAGUCAUGGGUAUUACUUCAGGAGCUGGUCAUACGUACUCCACUUUCGAGCGUGGCACGACUACUCACCGCACACCAGUUUACAAGUGUCCUACGAAAUACUUUGGGGUGGCUUCAAAAACAAGUGAGCCGUGUAACGGUAUCUCCGGAUGUGGGAGUAGGAAAUAAAGACUUAAUGGACCAGCUCGAAGAUAGCUCUGACACGGUGGAGAGCUCCUCCAGUAAGCGUGGGACCUCAAAAAAGCGCAAAUUGGAUGGAACAGUGGUCACUGCGUCUGAGGAAACGGUCAGUACUGCUACCGGCGCCUUCAGGGUGCUGUAUUUGGCAAUUUGCGGUAGUAUCAGGCAGCUGGAGUUUUUAACAAUGGACCCGGAAAAGACACAAGGGUUUGCGGUGGAGCACAUGAAGAGUACUCUGCAAAUCUCUCCGCAGGAUGCGGCUCAUGUAUUGGGAAGCUCUUUCUACCUUACGAAUCGUAUCAUACAGACACCUCAAAAACGUUCGCACCAGAAAAGAGUACUUACAGUGGGACUUCAGAAGCUAUUAGCAGACACUGGCUAUAGGUCUUGCAUACUCCCCGUGGUUGCCCUCUGGAACCGACGAUCCCUUUUAGGACAGCACUCAUCCACUUCAAGCAAUAGUGCAUUCAUGGCUUCUUGUAUGCUGCCCGUUCUCCAGCUCCUGGAUACAUGCCGACAACGUCCGGCACCCGGGGAGGAAAUGGCAGAAAUGAUCAGAUGUUUAGAAGGGUUGCUUAUCGAUUUUAUUGUACUGCCGCUUCGCAGCUCUUUCCAGGACCUGGAGCCUCCAACUGAGCUUGAGAAAGAGGUAUCUUUUACUUCUUUUGGUGAUCGGAUGGUCUCUUCGCUGAGACGAUUUCUUCCGCAGCUCGAGAGCCCGUUUCUUCGGGCAGAUUGGAAGACUGAUAAGCACCUUGCACUCACGAUAUUAUCGCUUCUGUUCGAUAUUGCAAUCAGAUGCCGCCCUCGAGAUACUCCCAAACUACGCAGGCUUGAGAAUCCGUGGCUAGAACAGCUUUUCAUCAACCUCGCAAAGUGCGCUGAAACCCUUUUUCCCCCUUUCUCAUCAGUCAGAGCGCAGAAAGACCACAUCCGGGUGAUCAAGUGGAUGUUGCGCAAAGCUGUGGAUCAUCAGGUGCAAUUGAGCCCUUCCACUAUUGAGGCACUUCUGGAUCAAGCUUCAGGCCUGUUCCAGAAUACUGAUGACAGUCACACCGAGACUCGCGUUGAUGUUGAGGAUGAUAGUCAAAUCGAAUGGGGCCUCGUUAGCUUGUGCAUACUCAACGACUCAAACACCUUUGUAGUUCCGUCUUCUUCAGCUAGUGACAACGGGACGUAUGCAUACCGACCCCCUAACAAAUAUCUAUCUGCUUUACUUCGAAAUAUCACUGACGAAAUGUGCUACGGAUCGUUGGAAGAGGACAAGAACUACGAUUUCAAGCUUCUACAUGUCAUUAAACCGCUCUGCAGCGCCUUCACAGAUGCGCGGGACUUGACUGGAUGUCUAGAGCAUUGGAGGGAGCAGCUUAGCAUAGUUCAAGGCCGACAAGAAUCCAAGCGGAACUACUUCGAGCUAAUUCCCAGUAUCUGGGAAGAUGAAAGACUACUCCUGCACGUUGCACAAGUGGUAGAAUCAUCGCUCACUGCAGGCCAAGUUGAUCGAGUCCUAUCAACAGCUACUCGUGAUCUAGCGCCUUCUAUCCCGAAUGUACUCAGUGACAAUUCAAUGUCUCUGGCGAGCCUAGUAAUACUCGACUGCGUAUGUACCGGAUUAUUCAAGGACGAAACAUUGGUCAAGCUUGACUCGAUAGCCCUGUCAGUGUUCAGCUUGCUAGGGGUACUGGUCUCUAGACCCCCAAAAGUAUCUUCGCCCCAUUAUUGGAGAGUUUGGAGGAUCAAGGCGACAAUCACAGAUCGAUGGUCAUCGUUGCGCGACUCUUCAGUAUUCAAACGCAAAGCCCAUCCCGCGAUAUGUAUGGCCUCUGAACUGAUCAAACACAUCUCCUCAGAACUAACGCUCCGCGACAACGUCGAUCUUACGGAAGAGCUGUAUGCUGUCAGGUUCAUGCUCAAGUUUGCAGCGAUGAAAAACUCUUUCUGGGAGGACCUGCAAUUUUCAUCGCGUCGAAAGAUCCUAUUAGCCGUGACGAAGCUCUUAGACAUUAUGGAGCCUUUUUGCCAUCGCAUAAGUCAUGAUCACUUUGGGACUAUGAUGCGUUCUGACGCCAAUUCUCAAAGCGAGAAAUCCUCAUCAAAGAUCAGUCCUGUGGACAAUUUUUACUUCGACUGUAUUGAAGAGAUCAUCGAGUCGCCAGAAGUUCUCAGUCAUCUCGAUGGGGGCACCCAAAACCGCCUCGUGCAGCAGCUUUACUGGGCAUCAGUCUUCCAGCAAAGGUUCUUGGGUGCCGUGAAAGCUGAGAUUGGAUCUGUAACGAGUUGUCUACGAACUUUCCAGGUUGACCGCUACCUGAGCACAUCAGAUUUUGGAGAACCCAAAUAUUGGGACAUUGGAGCCGCGGACUACGUAAUAGCCCUUCGAAGCAUUCAAGUAACUCCUACCAACGCUUUCGAUCGAGGACAGAGGACCAAAUUGGCAAAUCGUGUCCUUCGCAUACUCCUGGUUGCAGACAUGUCGAAACUCACGAGGACCACGGAUCACCUGAUUUUACUGACCAAGCUCAUCCAAAUGCCCAACAAAUCAAUUAACAUACUCACCAAUGAGAACGAAAUGCCAAACAAGGGCUCUGGAAAGCUUAAUGAUGAGAUGGCUCUGAUUAGUCUUGCGCGAGGGAUUGAUAGCGUUGUAGGGUGCUAUCUAUUCACGACGCUCGACCAGAAGAGCACCAUUACAUACCUCCAAGCAUUCUAUGGGCAGAUGGCCCGCUCUUUGGAAAAUCAUUACAAAAAUGACAUCGCCUGUACCACGGCUUUCGCGGCUCUGUUCGAAAUGUCGUUGACCCAUUUUUCUCGUCAUCGAGACGAAUUGCCCGACUCUCUGAAGCCAGCGGGGUUGGACACUACACGUCAGUACCAUCUACAGAGUAUUCUCAACUGUCUCGAUGGUUUAGAUGAGACUAGUCUCACCGAACCGGAGCGUAGACACAGCUGUGGAGUCAACUUGGAGUGUCUGGCCGGCUACUCUGACCUUCUCGCCAUUCACCCCAAUCUACGAGAAAUAUCGGGUCGACUCUUUAGCGGUGACGGGCCCUUCCAGACACUGAAGGCUUUAGACAACCACGAAGAUUUCGAUAGAGCAGCAAUUGCUUACAAAGACUGCUGCAGCAUUGAAUAUCUGGCAGUAUGCCUUGCCAAGGUGGAACUCCGUCUGUAUACGUACGACUACAACCUGCACCCGAACUUGGCAUAUGAAUCUGAACUAUUGAAGAACUUGCACUCACGUCACGAGAUGAAUAACCUUCUAGGCCAUUUCAAAGACGCAAUACCAAGUCUUAGUUUACAAAGCAAGAAAGAGCUUUGUUUCGAUUUUCACAUCGACCCAAAGGAAUAUCUAGACUAUUCCCACUUACUUCGAAUUCAGAUCGGGAUAUUGUCUUUGGGUGGUAAUGCAAAUCCUCGCCCUCUAUCUAACAGGCUGACAGUCCACAAUCCAGAUCAACAGGUGGAAGAGCUUAACGAUGAUUUAUCUCGACUUCUGGUUCUCCUAUGUAGAGGCCUUUCCCAACGAAUUGGGUUUCCUGAAUGCAUGCUAUCAAUGCAGUGCAUCAACAUGCUUUUGCAGAAUCACACGCGCGUCAUCUCGCAAUGGCAUAUCGACGAAUUACUUGCUGCGAUCGCUGUCAAAGCAUCCAACCUAGAUACUCAAACGGAGAAGAACUCAGGCAAGCUCUACAUUGGUCUUUGCAGAUUAUUUGGCACCAUACUCGCCGUUCACCGAGCCAAGAUUGGAGGUCGCUACCACCUGGUGGUGUUGACAUUGCAAGCUCUACUACGAUGCUUGUUCGUCCCAUACAAGGAUAGCGAGGCAGUCGGACGCGAAUCGUCAACUUUUGGAGAGAGUCACGCUGCAGCAUAUGGGCGAAUUCUAACCAUGAUCUGCGAUCCCACUGUCUCGUCUGUCACACGAUCGAGGAACAGAUUGCGACUAGAAUUGAAUGACAAAACGAAGAAAGCACGCAGUAUCGCAGGACAGCAUCUACCGUAUCUGAUUAUGGAGUUUUGUGGAUGCCAGCUCACAGGUCGUCUGCUGCCUGGGAUGAGAGCGGCACUAAACGUGGGCCUGUAUGCAGUCCUUGCGGUCAUUUCGCCUGAUAUCAUGCGGACAAUGAAUGCGGCUAUGGAUUCGAGCAGUCGGUCCGUCUUCAAGGCGCUGUACGAUGACUAUAGGCGGUUUGGCAAGUGGAACGGGGGCUGA
Molecule: messenger RNA, 4662 nt
Organism: Letharia lupina
Lineage: Eukaryota; Fungi; Ascomycota; Lecanoromycetes; Lecanorales; Parmeliaceae
Exons: 7
Coding region: 1-4662 (1553 amino acids)
Biological process (GO): ribosome biogenesis
Cellular component (GO): nucleolus
Source: RefSeq, a predicted model, not a curated record